Entrophospora sp. SA101 is the source of this 315-nucleotide messenger RNA. NCBI's taxonomy places the organism in Eukaryota, Fungi, Glomeromycota, Glomeromycetes, Entrophosporales, Entrophosporaceae. The record is from the annotation of a GenBank genome assembly.
AUGUUUAAAAAUGAGUUUGAGAGUACUGGCAUUGAAAGAUUACCAGGGGAACCUUUUUCAAAAUUUAGUCGUCGUUUAGAAGAUCACAUGAGGCCAGAAAUUCUUAAAGCGUUCCAAGAAGAAAUAGUUGAUAAACCUCCUGUUAUAACUGUUAUACCUAAAAACAAGUUACGAAUAAUAUCAUCACCCAAAAAGAAACAUAGUAAUAAGUCUCAAUUAAGCUUAGCGGAUAAACGUAUUGUUGAAAAAGAACGUAAAAGAAUUAUUGAACUUUAUCGAUCAAAGAAAUCAAAUAAAUUGAAUAAAUUAGAUUAA